UAUUUAUAUCCAAAUGAACCAUUUAAUCAAAAAGAUGAGAGUGAUGCUAUUGCUAUUCUAGUUGUUGGUCAAACAGGAAGUGGAAAAACUACAUUAUUGAAUAGUUUUGUAAAUGCAUUAUAUGGAAUAAAAAUAACAGACGACUUUAGAUAUAUAAUUAUAAAUGAAGAUAAUUUAAAACAGAAUAAGGAUCAAUCUAUAAGUCAAACAAGUCAAGUAACAAUUUAUAAUAUUAAAAGAACAAAAAGAACACCACCAAUCAAAAUAAUAGAUACACCAGGAUUUGGAGAUACAAGAGGAAUUACAUGGGAUAUAGAAAUUACUAAACAAAUAAAAGAGGCAUUUGAAACAAAAGUAUUAGAUUUAAAUGCUAUUUGUUUUGUUGCACCAUCAAGUAACGUAAGACUAACAGCGAGUCAAAAAUAUAUAUUCGGGAAUAUUAUUGAUUUAUUUGGGAAAGAUGUGAAAAAGAAUUUUAUUGCGAUGCUUACAUUUUGUGAUGGUAAAAAACCACAAGUUAUAAAUGCAUUACAAUCAAAAGAAUGCAUUUUCAGUACAAUUAUUCCAGAAAUAGAUAACCCGUGGUAUUUAAAAUUUAAUAAUUCAGCUAUUUAUGAUGAUAAUACAGAAGAUGAAUUUACACAAAUGUUUUGGAAAUUAGGUAUGAAGAACUUUGAUGACUUUAUAACAAAAUUACUAAACCUACCAAGAAUAUCAUUAGAGAAAUCUAGAGAAGUGUUGAAGAGAAGAGAACGUAUUAAAGUUCAGCUUGAAGGAUUAAGAACAUCAUUAAACAAUGGUUUAUCAAAAUUGGAUGAAAUAAAACAGAUAUAUGAACAAUUCUAUUUAAAUCGGGAUAAAGUUAAAAAUAAUGAAAAUUUUACUUUUACUGUAAACAUAACGGUACAAAAAAAGAUUGACUUAGAACGAGGAGAAUAUGUAACUAAUUGUUUAAAAUGUAAUAAAACGUGUCAUUAUCCAUGUGGGAUUGCAGGAGAUGUGAAAGAUGGAUGUGCUUGCAUUGAUAAUGAUUAUUGUAAUGUAUGUGGUUGUCAUUAUACACGACAUGCAAACUCGAAAUAUAGAUUUGAUUAUGUAAUUGAGAAAGAACAACAAACAGCACAAGAAGUACUUGAGAGAUAUAAUGAAGGUAAAAAAGGAAUGGCUAGUGCAGAAAGUAUGUUAAAAAAGUUAGAAGAAGAUUAUUACAAAAUUCAGAUGGAAUGUUAUGAUAAAGAAGUAGAAAUUGUAGAAUGUAUUAACACAUUAUCUGCAAUAGCAUUAAAUGAUAAAAUUACAGGGUCAAAUGAAUAUUUAGACAUAAUGAUUCAAUCAGAAAAUGAUGAAAAGAAAACGGGGUAUAAAGUACGAAUUGAAGGAUAUAAACAACUUAAACAAGCAAAUGAUAUAAUAGAAGGUAUUAUGAAAAAAUCAACAACAAAAAAGAGUAAGGAUGAGAUUAAGGCUGAGCUUAAAAGAAGAAAGACAGAUUUAGUUAAUGGACAAAAAAUAACAUUAGAUAAAAAUUGUGAAGGUUGUGUUAUUUGCUAA
Messenger RNA from Entamoeba histolytica HM-1:IMSS, 1551 nucleotides. RefSeq lists its product as uncharacterized. The transcript has a single exon. The annotation marks the transcript as partial. Lineage: Eukaryota; Evosea; Mastigamoebida; Endamoebidae. Gene Ontology annotation, molecular function: GTP binding. The record is from RefSeq and is a predicted model, not a curated record.